This is a messenger RNA of Leptopilina boulardi, 1418 nucleotides long. RefSeq names its product octapeptide-repeat protein T2-like. The coding region runs from base 742 to 1239 and encodes 165 amino acids. The transcript has 3 exons. NCBI's taxonomy places the organism in Eukaryota, Metazoa, Arthropoda, Insecta, Hymenoptera, Figitidae. The record is from RefSeq and is a predicted model, not a curated record.
AUUCAUUUUUAUUAUGAAAUUUAAAAAUAGUUUAAUAUAUAUAAAAAUGUUACAUUAAGAGUGUUCGACGGUCUGGUAAACUUUUAAACUAACACACUCUAACCUUAUGUACAUGUGAGGGGCCCCUUGAGAUUUUAUCAAAAAUAUACGGCACUGAUAGGGAAAAUGUCACUGUUUUAAGAAAUGCAAAUGUUUGAAUAAUUGUAGAAAAAAAUGUAGAGCAUUUUGAAAAAAUCGGCGAACUUACCUUAAUGUGGAAUAUAUUAAACUGCUUGUGUGUUAAAUUUGGUUUAAUUUAAUUUAGAAAUGUUUCUUCAAAACUGGAAAUACUAAAAAGAAAUUUACGAGUUGAAAUAAAAAUGGCUGUAAUUUGUCCAGUUCAUUGUUUUUAUUACCAUGCGGGUGCGAGAUAUGAGGCGCACGCGAGUUGGUUACCAUUGUGGUUGUGAGUGUUGUUAUGAUUCGACGGUGAGAGUGCAGCACUGUGAAAUGGACAAGUGUCAAAAUAUGUGAAACGCAUGAAAAAUAAAUUGAACCGGUGUUUGAUCUUCAGGAAGAUGUCUGCAAGAAGAAGCAAAUGUGGUGAUCGUUGUGCAGGCGCGAGAGAGCCGAAGCCUACAAAAAUGCUGUCGAAGCUGAAAAAGGGAUGGUGAAAAUGCAGAGCCUGCAUCGAAAAAAAAAUAUAUAGAAGAAAGAGAUGUGUUGCAAAGAGGAAGAGGAUCAGGAAAUAAAAGAGGAGAUAUGAGGGAAAAGGAAAAAAGUUUAGCAAAUGAAAGAGGACUUACGGAACAAAGAGGAAAUGAUGGACAAAGAAGAACAGGAUCAGAAAAUGAAAGAGAAAAUACUGUCCAAAAAAGGAAAGAAUCAGAACAUGUGAGAGAAGAUGUAGGACAAAAAAGAACAGGAUAUAAAAGAGGGGAUGUGGGGCAACGGGAUAAAGUAACAGGAUAUGGAAGAGGAGGUGUAGGACAAAGGGAAAGAGGAAAUGUGGGACAAAGAGGAAGAGAAACAGGAUAUAGAAGAGAAGAUAUGAGACAAAGGGAAAGGGAGAGAGGAUAUGAAAGAGAAGAUGUCGGACAAAGAGGGAAAGAAUCAGGAUAUGGUAAAGGAGAUAUGAGAUUAAAGAGUAUAGAGGUAGAUAAUAGAAGAGGUGGUGGACAAAGUAGUAGAGGUAAUGGAAUGAACAGGGACGGGGGGGUGAAAUAUAAAACAGGGCAUAAUAAAUUAUAUAACGUGUAAAAAUGUUUUUAUAACUAAAAUAAUAAUUAAUAAAAUUUUAAUAAAGUUAAGAAAUAAAAUUGUAAAAUAAAAUAAAAUUUUUAUUUUUGACCGUAAAUAUUCCUUUUUUCGCAUAGUUGCAUCUAUAUAUAGUAUAGAAUUUAAAAAUGAAUUAUAGAAAAUGUUUUGAAGAAAUAGGA